UUUCAGCCGCUGCUACAGGGACCCCCAAGAUGGAAACGCAGGGGCUGCCUGCCGCCGUGGAGGCGGCCCAGCCCGAGCCCGGCGCCCAACAACAUGGCGGCAGCGCCGUCGUGGACGACGCGGCUUCCUCCGCAGGGCCUGCUCGCCGACCGCCGCCUCCUCCUCAGCCGCGUGACUCGGCGGCGGCAGGAGCCUGGGGCCUGGACGUGUCAUUCCCCGUGUUGCUGCUGCUUGAGGGGAAGAAGCCGCCGGAGCCGCCGCCGCCUCUGCCUGCUCCUCCGCCGCCGCCUCCCCCUCAGCAGCUAUUGCUGCCGCCAGGACCCGCCGCCAGCAGCACUUCCGUCCCUACCGCCCUCACGCUGCCGCCGGGAGCCGGAGGCCCAGGGCAGCCGCAGCCGGACAGCGACGCUCUGCUGCUGGUGCUCAACUUGGUGCGGCAGGGCGGAGCCUCCGGCAGCCCUUCGCGCGGACCCACUCAGGCACUGCAGCCGCCGCAGCAUCAGCGGGAGCGGGAGGAGAAAUCGGGCGGCGAAGGAGGCGAAGCCCCGGCUUCAGGGCCUCCGUCUGAGGGGAGCGGGCCGCAGGACGACUCCGGCAGCUGCUCGGGGGCCUCGUCCUUCUCGGGCACGCUCACCAUCAAUAACCAGAGCCUGCUGGUGCGCUUCGAGAACGGGCUGCUCAGCCUCGGGGGGCCCGCGUCGCAAGCGCCGCCUCCGACCUCUCUUCCGCCCCAGCCGCCGCUCCUUCCUCCUCCGCCGCUGCCCCCUGGGGCUUCCGUCGAGCCUCUGGCUCCAGCCACCGGCGCCCCAUCCGGUGCAACGUCUUAUCUUUGCCCCGAGCCUCGCUGCGCCGAGGCCUUCUCCCGCAAGCAGCUGCUGCGGCUGCAUCGGUUGUCGGCGCACGGCGGGAGCCCGGUUGGUGCGGCGCAGGAUGGCGGAGGAGGAGAAGUGGCGGCGGGCCCAGGCCGCGCGGCGCGUCCCUUCUGCUGCCCGGUUCCCGGCUGUGCCUGGGCCUUCGCCACCGCCUACAAGCUGCGGCGCCACCUGCACUCGCACGACAAGCUGCGGCCCUUCGCCUGCUCCGCGCCUGGCUGCACUAAGCGCUUCACCACCAUCUAUAACCUGCGGGCGCACGGCCGGGCCCACGACCAGGAGGCGACGCACAAGUGCGAGGCUUGCGGGCAGCGCUUCCCCAGCGCAGCCCGCCUUGGGGCGCAUCAGCGGCGGAGCCAUCUGGAACCAGACCGGCCUUAUCGUUGCGAGUAUCCAGGUUGUGAGCGGACCUUCAUAACAGUGAGUGCAUUGUUUUCUCAUAAUCGAGUCCACUUCAGGGAGCAAGAAUUGUUCUCCUGCUCCUUCCCAGGCUGUAACAAGCAGUAUGACAAAGCCUGCCGACUGAAAAUCCACAUGAGAAGUCACACAGGUGAAAGACCUUUCAUCUGUGACUUUGAAGGUUGUGGCUGGUCCUUCACCAGCAUGUCAAAGCUACUAAGACAUAAAAGGAAACAUGAAGAUGACAGGAGAUUUACCUGUUCUGUAGAAGGCUGUGGAAAAUCAUUCACAAGAGCAGAACACUUGAAAGGCCAUAGUAUAACUCACCUUGGCACAAAACCAUUUGAGUGUCCUGUAGAAGGUUGUUGUGCAAAGUUCUCAGCACGCAGUAGCCUGUACAUUCACUCCAAAAAACACCUUCAGGAUGUGGACUCACUGAAGACCCGUUGCCCUGUAUCCAGCUGUAAUAAAUUGUUCACUUCCAAGCAUAGUAUGAAAACACACAUGGUCAAGCAACACAACUUUAGUGCAGAUCUCUUAAAUCAGAUGGAAACUAUCGGUUCCCUCACGCCUAGCAGUGAACUCGCCAGCUCAGGACAAAGUGACCUCAGCAAUGUAGACCUUGUGUCCCUUUUUUCCAGUGUGUCUGGACACACUUCUGGAAUUUCAGCUGAGAUGGCUCUGAUAAACUCUGGAAUUCUCACUAUAGAUGUUGCUUCUGUGGGCUCCACGCUUGGAGGCAAUCUUUCCGUUGGUAGCAAUUCUCUUGGUCAGACGGUUGACCCACUGAUUUUAGUGGCUAGCAGUGACAUUCCGCACAGUCUGGAUAGCUCUCUUCUGUUGGGAACCACUGCCACAGUUUUACAGCAAAGCACUUUAAAUCUGGAUGAUGUACAGACUGUAAAUGCAGAAGCCUUAGGUUCAUUAGCAUCUUUGUCCACAAGGAAUUCCAGUCAAGACCUGCACGGUUUGACCUCCAGCAAUAACCUGUCAGUAGACACAGCCACUUUAACCCCUUCCAGCAGCCUCGGGGGUAACAAUGCAUCUGAAUUGCUGGCUCCAAGUAAAGCAGAGCAGACUUUGCUUCCUAGUCUGGAUGUUGUGGGACAACAAGAAGGCAGUAAAGUGGUGACUGAGUUUGUGUUCUCCAACCCUCCAGGAAGUUACAGUGCACAGAAAGAAACUGAUUUGAGCACGGUGACUGGCAGCUCUUUUCUGGAGAGUGGUGGAUCUGCGAGAACAGAUUAUCGAGCCAUUCAGCUUGCCAAGAAAAGAAAACAGAAAGGAAAUGGUAAUGACAUAGGAACCCCUAACUCUGGCAUAAGAAAAGGCAAAGGUGAUAAAGUUAGUUCUUCUAGCCAUGGGAAUCGGUUAUGCAAUAGUGUUUUACCAAAUGGAAGCCCAACUGUGAGAGAUCCAUCAGCUGGCACACAGUUUGUUCAAAUUCAGCUGCUUCAGGAUGAUUCCCCAGGAGAGGGAGAUCUGCCCUUCCAGCUCAGUUCUCAGUCAUCCUCUUCGCAUUCUCAGCUGACAGUGGACUUACCUGUUCAUAUCCUUCAGGAGCCACACAAUUCUGCUGAAGAGGAUGCCAGUUCUGAUAAUUCUCAGUUUACAGGAAGCACCAUUAACCUACAAGACCUCGAAUGAUUGUGUUGGGGACAGAAACAUUGAAAUGUUCAAGUGCAACAGCAUCUUGAGGAAUAGACAUUUGUUACUGCUUCUAAAGAAAGAAGUGAAAAAUAAGAGUGUGCACACACAUCAGUGCUACUUUGUGGCUUGCGUGAUGGUUAUCGUGCAAUGAAAAACUUGUUCAGUAAAUUUUAUUUGAUAAGGCUCUUGGAGAUCUUGGUAUGUUCUCUUUUUGGUCAGAAAAAAGGUACUUAUGGGAGAGUUAUUUAGGUUAUGCAAUGGAUGCUUUGGAAUCCUGUCUUGGAGUGGAUGUGCUGUGAUGAUGCUCCACACUGAUGCUUCUAAGGACAGUCCUCAAAUACUAAUUAACAGUUAUGCGUGGGAAUUUUUCUUGAUGUUCAUACAAGUAGGUGACGAGAGGUGUCCCUAGCUGUAAAUUGGACUGAGAUGAAAGAAUAAUGCAGACCACUUCAAUGAUUCUUUUCAAAAGCUGACAGUGUUUGUGGCAUUGUUGAAUACAGUUUUAAGGAGACAAAGGCAGAAAAAAUAGUAUAGUACUCAGGGGUAGUAAAGUUGAACUGUAGUUUCUUGCUCCUGCUAUACCUGAUAACUUUUUUUUAGACACUGCCCUUUAGGAGGCUGCCUAUUAUACAUUAAUUCUUACAUCCUUGAUUAUGUUUACAGUAAUACAAAAACAGUGUUGCCAAUUCCUGUGAAAUCGCCACUUUACUCCAUACAUCUGAAGAGGUGGGCUAUAGCCCACUAAUGCUUCUGCCAGAAUGUUUCUAGUCUUUAAGGUGCCACAAGACUCUGUUUUUGCUGCACUAGACUAACACGGCUGCCCUCUGGAAAUUGUCACUUUAAUAAUGUAUAUCCCAGUCCUGUGCAUGUUUACUCAGAAAUACUCUUGUAAAGUUCAAUGGGACUUACUCCCAAGUAAGUCUCUAGGAUUUGCACCCUUGGUCCAUUUGCCAUUUUACAUGCACACAUUCUACUUGAGCAAAGAGCUUCCAGCUAAUGUUCAUAAUACGUGACAAACAGGUUGGUGACUUCUCGACUGAGAAGGGAAAUGCAUCUUUAAUUAAACUUUUAAAACAACUGCAUUUUUUAAAAUUGUAGAUACAAGGAAAAUAAUUGUGUAGACCUUUUAAGAACAAAUACCAAGACUAAGCAGAAGAAUAAAUAAGAUAUCAGUGUUCAACAACAAAUGUAAAGGUUGGAACUUAAAUCAUUCUUUUCAUGAUGUGCCCAAAUAGCUGUAAAGUUAUACAUAUAUAGGAUUGGGUUAAAGAGCAGUGUGAGUGACCUUUUAUUCCCAUUGAGUGUGAGUGUGAAAGAACUUUUAUUUUUUACAAAACAAGAUACGCUUGUGUUCUUAAACUUGCAUGUAUUUAUUUGCAGUGACGGGAUGCACUAAAAUGAUGUUGCUGAGUUAUAAAUAGCAAUGGUGUGUGUGUGUGUGUGUGUGUGUGUGUGCACAUGCGUGCGUAGGGAGUCAGAAAUCAAGUUCGCUGCAUUGGCCCCUCCCCAACCCUAUUGUGAAUUGGACCCUCUGAAGUUUAUGCCCAGUUAGGAAUGGACUCGCCCUUUUGGCAUCCAAUGAGCAAUCAGGAGGGCUGGUGUUAAGGCCGCUAUUAGAUUUUGGAAUGCUGCUGCUGCAGCAGCAGCGUCCUCAACGCUGGGACUCCUCCCAUUCUCAGGGAUGUCAGAAGCCCUUGGAACUACAUUUCCUAGGAUUGCUGGUACCUGGCGGGAAUUGUUCAGGCCUAUUCAGUAUUAUGUCACCAGGAGCACAGUGUGGCUGGAAUGGCCUCGGAAAUAAAACUAUUUUCUGACCUUCCAAAUUGAGACUGGGGAGGGCUUACCCAUAAUUAGUUAGAAAUGUACUAAUCAAUUCCUGUGCCUUUUGAACUCCCAUGUCCAGAAAAAUGCAGUAGUAUGAAAGCAUUUUAUACAAUUACUUCAGAUUCUGAUUUGUGGGUAUUAUAUUUUUAAAAGAUAUUCUUAAUUAACAGGUUUAAUUUCUCAUUGUCAGUGAUGUAAAACCUAUUGACUACUGUCUUGACCUAUUAGCAUACUUCUGCAAUAGCAAACUUGUGCAUAAAAUAUUUUUACGACCUUGAGAUGAAGUCUUCAAGCCAGAAGGAGUGAAGAAAGUGCUGGUUUUUAAAGUCUUUUUGGGCUUCUAUUUUUUACAUCACUAAAAAUAUCUGUCAGCUUGAAAGAAACUAAAACUGAGUCAGUCUUCUACAAAGGUAUGACAUUGUUUGUUUGAAAGAGUAAUAGGGGGCAUAUUAUCCUCCAAAAUCGUCACCUCAAUUUUUUUUACUUGGUGGGAUAGUUUACACAUCUAUCUUGCCAGUGAUCCUCUGUGGUGGGGGUGCAGGCACACCAUAGGCAACUUGUGUAUGAAGCAGGUAGUCCAUGAGGAGGCCUAUUCACAGGAUAUUUUCCCCACCCCACACCCUUUCCUGAGCAGGAAUAAUUGCUUUCCCACAGCCUUUUGUAUAGAGUGCCUGCCCUGCAUGUCACCUUAAGAUGCAUGGUGGAAUGGGAUGUGAGCAGUACAUCCGUUUCUUCACCACCGAAAGAGGAUCACUGACAAAAGAGUGUGAAUUGGAUCCAUCUAAUGUGGUGCUUCUGUUUUACAGAGUCAUACUUAUCGAAGAAUAAGUUAUUGCUUCUGUGGGACAUGUAAAUGUAUUUUCUUCUAAAAAGUUUAUUUACUCAUCUUUGUAUCUCAUUGUACAUUCCUAACAGCUUUAGGAUAAACAUCAGAUUUAUUCCAGCACAGUCCAUUGCUGGCAGUGGACAAUUGAAAAUUGCUGAGAUAAAAGGACUAAUAAAAACCACUCAUGUCCAGUUU
This is a messenger RNA of Elgaria multicarinata webbii, 5766 nucleotides long. RefSeq names its product ZXD family zinc finger C (gene ZXDC). The transcript is spliced from 10 exons. Gene Ontology annotation, biological process: regulation of transcription by RNA polymerase II. Lineage: Eukaryota; Metazoa; Chordata; Lepidosauria; Squamata; Anguidae. The coding region runs from base 30 to 2918 and encodes 962 amino acids. Gene Ontology annotation, cellular component: nucleus. Gene Ontology annotation, molecular function: transcription coregulator activity. The record is from RefSeq and is a predicted model, not a curated record.